Molecule: messenger RNA, 1555 nt
Organism: Setaria italica (foxtail millet)
Lineage: Eukaryota; Viridiplantae; Streptophyta; Magnoliopsida; Poales; Poaceae
Product: nuclear pore complex protein NUP43
Exons: 5
Coding region: 66-1115 (349 amino acids)
Cellular component (GO): nuclear pore outer ring
Molecular function (GO): protein binding
Source: RefSeq, a predicted model, not a curated record
UCCGCUCUCCAUCCAUUUCCCACUACAGCACAGACCCCCAGGAAGAGGAACCCUAAACCCCAGGAAUGGCGGAUUCCCCCUCGUUCCGCCGCCACCCGCUCGCCUCCUCGGUCGACCUCGUCCGUUGGCUCCCCUCCUCCGCCGCCUCCCCAUUCGAACGCCUCCUCGCCGCCGCCAUCUACGACCCCUCCUCGGGCCCGGCCGCCUCCAGCAUCCGCCUCCUCCCGCUCUCCGACCCCACCUCCCCGCUCGCCUCCCUCCCCCUCCCGUCCCGCGCCACCGCGCUCCGCUGCUCCCCCUCCACGCUCGCCGCCGCCACCUCCUCGGGCUCGCUCCACCUCCUCCCGUCCUCGUUCAACUCCGACGCGGCGGCGGCCGUCCCCGGCGGCGCGGCGUUCCACGUGGGCCCGGUCCGGGGCCUCGACUUCGGAGGCGAGGAGUGGGUCACGGCGGGGGAGGACGGAAGAGUGCAUGUUGUCGGUGGGGGAGGGGAUGGGAGGUUGGUGGCGAGGAGGGUGUGGGACGGGAAGGGGAUGUCAGGGUACGAGGCCGCCAGGUGGGCGUCGCCGGCGGAGUUCGCCACGGGCGGUGCCGGGUGCGGCGUGCAGUGGUGGGAUCGGAGGAAGGGGGAUGGCGUGGCGGUGCAGUGCAAUGGCAUCUGGGGUCGUGGUAUUGUUACUGGCAUGGUGCAUUCCAUUGACAUUCAUUCAUCAAGAAAGCAUAUCUGUGUGGUUGGAGGCUCCUCUGGGACAAUAUUUGCCUGGGAUCUGCGGUGGCCACAGCAGCCUAUACCACUCUCUGGCGUAGGCCUUAAUGGAACAGCCGAGCCAGUGUGUGAAAGUGAGGUUUGGGAGGUUCAUUUUGACACCUACACCCAGUCUUCCGAUAUCAUCUCAUCUGCAUCCUCAAAAAUAUUGCCAGUGAUGAUGUGCUCAGAGGAUGGGAUCCUUGCAGUUGUCAAACAAGAUGAAAGACCUCUUGAACUGCUUGCUGAAGCCUGUGCUAUCAACUCCUUUGACAUAGAUCCUCAGAACCCUUCUGAUGUGGUUUGCGCACUGGAAUGGGAAUCGAUUGGUGUCCUAACACGCGACAGAGAUACAUUGGUGGAAGAAUGAAAAUUUUCUCCAUUCAAGGGUCUCCUGUGAGGUGUCCAGCCCUCUGGUUGCAGGAACUUCUAUGUCAGAAUAAGAAUCUUCUGACUUAUGGGGGCUCCCCUAUUCAGAGAGAGAGUUCUACUUGUGAUCCUGGGCCAACCAUUGGAGGAAAAAAGCGUGCUUGGCGCACACUGACUCUGCAUACUUGACAAUGUGUUGUGCCGUUGGAAGCCUUAGGAGCUUCUGUUGUCAUGGGUACCUGCUGAUUGUGAGGAUAUUUUUUGGUCUAGCUCCUAGCUGUGUAAUUUGGCAAUGUUGUAUGCUCACUGCUAACAGUUUGAUGGAGCAGCAACGCAAUUUGGUUGCUUUUCGUUCGGUGUUGGUGGAUGUGAGCUGUAACUAUUUCGUAUGGUCUGCAUUGACCCUUGCAUUUUAAUCGGCCGAUGAACAUUUUUGCCGCA